GAAGAAAAAUGAUCUCUCUAAUGUGUUAUAACUCGGGUUCAUCAUGCAUGGCCGCCCUGAUUUUCUACACUUGUGUUUGGAUCCCGUUUCUUCAGUUCAAGAGACUUGCUUUAUGCGUACUCAGCUUCUUCUUCCCAUGGCAUCAACCGGAGCGGAGCUGCCAGACGGUCGAUCUCUGCCUUCCGGUGGCAAGGUUUGAAGAUUUGAAACUUUACGCCGCCGGCUGCGGUGGAGACGACGGAGGGGAUGAUAAUGAAGCGUGCUCUAUUUGUUUGGCGGAGUUGGGUAAGGAAGAUGUGGUGAGCCAAAUCCAGAAGUGCGGGCACGUUUUUCACAUGAAUUGCAUCGAGAAAUGGAUGGAACGGGAUCACUUCACUUGCCCACUUUGCAGAUCUUUUUUGUUUCCAAAUGUGAUCUCUUCUCAUACCAAGUGUUGA
Messenger RNA from Hibiscus syriacus, 437 nucleotides. Its product is annotated as RING-H2 finger protein ATL18-like. Gene Ontology annotation, biological process: protein ubiquitination. The transcript has a single exon. Lineage: Eukaryota; Viridiplantae; Streptophyta; Magnoliopsida; Malvales; Malvaceae. Gene Ontology annotation, molecular function: ubiquitin protein ligase activity. The record is from RefSeq and is a predicted model, not a curated record. The coding region runs from base 9 to 437 and encodes 142 amino acids.